GAUGGCUAUAUUGAGCCAUCGAAACCGCGAGAGGAGGUGCGACAAGAGCCAUACCCACUGCCCAAGGACUUUGUGUGGUCCACAAUUGACGUUAAUGACCCUGCGCAGCUGCGAGAGGUGUACGAACUUCUAUCCGCGAACUAUGUGGAAGACGACGAUGCGUCGUUCCGUUUCCAGUACUCGGCCGAAUUUCUCAAAUGGGCGCUGCAACCGCCAGGAUACCAUAAAGAAUGGCUCGUCGGUGUGCGGGUCGCCUCGAACAAGAAGCUGGUCGCGUUCAUUACGGGCGUGCCCAUGACCGUGCGGGUGCGGGAGAACACCUUCAAAGCGAGCGAGGUCAACUUCCUAUGCGUACACAAGAAGCUCCGGUCAAAACGGCUCGCGCCCGUCCUGAUAAAGGAGAUCACUCGACAGUGCCAUCUGAAGGGCGUCUUUCAGGCACUAUAUACGGCCGGCGUGCUGUUACCCACGCCGGUCACGACAUGUCGUUACUACCACCGCUGCUUAAAUAUUAAGAAGCUCGUCGACGUGCAAUUCACAAUGGUGCCGCGGAGCAUGACGCUCGCACGUAUGAUACGGCUGCAUAAGCUUCCGGACAGCCCGCGCCUGCUUUCGCGUGGCUUACGAGAGAUGGAGGAGCGCGACGUCGCGCAAGUGCACGAGCUCUACUCACGAUACACGAGUCGUUUUGGCAUGUCACACAUCAUGUCUCCAGAAGAGCUACAACAUCACCUCCUCAGCGGCUUUGGUGAGGGCCCCAGAGAUGUGGAUAGCUGGAAGACGCCUCGCGAAGGUCAAGUCAUCUGGACGUACGUUGUGGAGAACCCAGACACGCACAAAAUAACCGACUUCAUCUCGUUCUAUUCCCUCCCCUCGACUGUCAUGGCAUCGACCAAGCACAGCCUGCUGAAGGCGGCGUACCUCUUUUACUACGGAACAGACGUCGCGUUCACCGAUCAUGCCGAAGAAGAUGGCCGCCUCAAGAGGCGUCUGGAGGAGCUCGUAGCGGACUUGCUAAUCAUAGCAGACAAAUCCGGCUUCGACGUUGUCAACACGCUGACGAUGAUGGACAACAUGCAGUUCCUCGAAAGCCACCGAUUCGGGCAGGGCAACGGUCUUCUCAACUACUAUUUGUACAACUGGCGCACGGCACCCCUUGCGGGCGUGACUGAUGUAGACGGUGUACCAGCAGGAAAAGGCGUUGGUGUAGUAAUGCUGUGA
Messenger RNA from Postia placenta MAD-698-R-SB12, 1221 nucleotides. RefSeq lists its product as hypothetical. Gene Ontology annotation, molecular function: glycylpeptide N-tetradecanoyltransferase activity. The record is from RefSeq and is a predicted model, not a curated record. Lineage: Eukaryota; Fungi; Basidiomycota; Agaricomycetes; Polyporales; Adustoporiaceae. The transcript is spliced from 7 exons. Gene Ontology annotation, cellular component: cytoplasm. Gene Ontology annotation, biological process: N-terminal peptidyl-glycine N-myristoylation. The annotation marks the transcript as partial.